This is a messenger RNA of Drosophila kikkawai, 1267 nucleotides long. RefSeq names its product acidic fibroblast growth factor intracellular-binding protein (gene Fibp). The record is from RefSeq and is a predicted model, not a curated record. Lineage: Eukaryota; Metazoa; Arthropoda; Insecta; Diptera; Drosophilidae. Gene Ontology annotation, cellular component: nucleus.
CUGGUAGUGAACCGUAAUACGGUCACAUUACUGCUGUAAAAUGGCCGAUGUGGACGUCUUUAUAAGCAACUACACCCUCGUGGAUCCCGAGAUAUACCAGCUAUGGAUCGAAGGCUUCUCUUCGAGCGAGGCUGUUUCUUACCUCAAACAGAAAGGCUUUGGCCACUCAAUGGGUGCACCCAGCGAUUUGAUAGCUUCAGAUGUCUUGGACCACUACCGCACCUACUCUUUAAUUGAGCUUUACCUCAACGCACCCACCAAACUGAUGGAACAGUCCUGCUUCCAGCUGGAGCCACAUGUGCGAGACCUUAUCACCGAAAAAUACUACUCCAUCGACGAUGUGGUGGCCCGGGAGAUUCUCGGCAAGAAGCUGAGCUCCCGCUACCGCAAGGACCUGGACGAAGUAGCUGAGAAGACUUGCGUCAAACUGAAAUCGGUUCGCCGACAGUUCGACAACGUUAAACGCAUAUUUAAGUCCGUGGAGGAAAUGCCUGGCACUCUGACCAACAACAUAAAGCAGCAUUUCAUCAUUUCAAAUGAUCUGGCAAAAAAGUACGCCUGCAUUGUCUUCCUGGCCUGUCUGCGCUUCGAAACCACCAAGAAGAAGCUUCAGUAUCUGAGUUUCAGUGACCUGUUGACCUGCUCUCAUGCCAUCAUGAUCUACUGGACGUACACUUAUCAACACACGGGCCCCGAAUAUUAUGACACUGAAAUGGACAAGGAGUUCCUCUUGGAUUUGCGUGAACUGAGGUGUUUGCUGGACAAGGAAAAGGAAAUUAAGCAUCUCGUCUGCAUGCGCCUGAAACCCGUGCUCUUGGAACGCGCCUUUCAUGAACUGGAUGGCAAUUUUCGCUCCUACUGGCGCGCAUUAAUCACAAUUGCCUGCAAUUUGCAUCGCAAUCGUGAGCUUCGCGAUCUCUUUGUGGAUCUCUGUGAGAAACUGAUUGAUCCUUGGCGGCAGAAUGGCUGGAAUCGCGAGCAGGUGAACAAGUUUUUGGCCUCCAUAACGCAGAGCGUCUUGGAACUGGAAAUAUCUAGGGACCAAGAGACUCGUUGUCUUUGGGAUCGCUACAUGCAAGUCAUAACCAUAUGCUUGGACAAAAUGUAUCACAUUUAGUUAAUAUGUAUUUAUUAUAUUAGUUGUUUGUUUUACGUUAUGUGUGUUACCUAGCAAUAAGGCAUCAAUGAGUUUGUGUAAAUAUAAAAAGUGGAAGAAAACAUAUUAAAAUAAAAUUAAAAUAAAUAAUAAUAUUUUUAAAAACUAGAA